Molecule: messenger RNA, 6800 nt
Organism: Acanthopagrus latus (yellowfin seabream)
Lineage: Eukaryota; Metazoa; Chordata; Actinopteri; Spariformes; Sparidae
Gene: cemip2
Product: cell migration inducing hyaluronidase 2
Exons: 24
Coding region: 1007-5170 (1387 amino acids)
Source: RefSeq, a predicted model, not a curated record
AACAUAGCAUGGAGGCGAUCAGCCUGUAGCACUGCUCAGGUGUAAUGGAAGCCCAGGUUGCUUUGACAGCAGCCUUCAGGUCAUCUGCAUUGUUGGUUCAGGUGUCUCUCAUCUUCGUCUUGAUAAUACAGGCCAUGUGAGUUUGCUGGCCAAUCAAGCACAGUAACACUGUGGUCAUUGAACCAGCUUUUGGUAUCUUUGGCAGUGUGGGCAGGUGCCAAGUCCUGCUGGAAAAUGAAAAUCAGCAUCUCCAUAAAGCUUGUCAGCAGAAAGAAGCAUGAAGUGCUCUAAGAUUUCCCGGAAGAUGGUUGCAUUGACUGUGGACUUCAGAAAACACACUGGACCAACACCAGCAGACAGCAGCAGAUCCAAAAUCCUCUUUUCAUAACAAAGUAAAUUUUGCAUGUCAUUUGGAAAUCAAUGUCCCAGAGGCUGGAGGAAGAGUGGAGAGGCACAGAAUCAACAUUGCUUGAGGUCCAGUGUGAAGAUUUCACAGUCAGUGAUGAGUUGGACUGCCAAGUCAUCUGCUAUAUAUGUACAAAGAAUAUAAUAUAUUUUUCCUUGUAGUUUAGCAAAUCGAAUUGUCUUGUGUUAAAGUCGGAUUGUUGGCCGUGUUUUCUUUCUUAUAAAGCGCUGAACAUCUGCCCAAAAUGUUGCUCCGUAUACACAAUGAUCCACAGAAAUCUGUCUCUCGUUUUUCCGACGGCAUCCGUUCGGCAUUGAACGCAUCGCCACUUCCUCUCUUCCAAGCCGCGCCUGGUUUCUUCUCGGUGGGACGGGGGGGCAGAGCGACGGACGGACGGACGACAGCCCACCAGCAGGAAAAAAGAAAACACCAUGUGAAGAAAAAGUAUAUAAAAAGGGACACGGAAAAGCAAACUUGCGAGGAGGGUGAGAAGUUAUUCAUUGGUCUCACCGGCACCGGGUCAGCGUGUUCAAAGGCUCGGCAGAGAGCGAAUGGACGAGGAGCAGGACAGUCUCACAAACGGUAGCAGACGCGUAUACCAUGCCUACGAGUGAUGGCCCCAGCCGCUUCCCGGUCUUUGCUCCGCCCAACCCCAACCACCAGAGGUCUCCGGGUUAUGUCCCGGGGCGGGUGGCACCAGUGCGUUCACCGCCACCUGCCAAAGCCCCGCCGCCACCACCGAUAAAACCUCAUGGCCCCCCACCAGAGCGGCGAGCCACUUUCAACUUGGCAGAGGAGAACCAGCGUAGGGAGCGCGCUCAGAGCCUCCAGCAAAGAAAGAACACAUUUAUCUGUUUUGGAGUGUCGAUGGGCGCUUUCUUCCUCACCCUUAUCCUCAUCCUUAGUCUCACAAGUGGAGACGUGUUGGACGAAAAUUGUCCGGACCACAACCCGUCCCUCAGUAGCUGGAACCCAGGCCACCAACCAGAGAAGGCUGUUGUUGUAAGGAGUGGGCAUUUGUUUCGAUUGGAUGCUUCUGCUACCUUCCAUUCUCUAACCAUCCAGUCAGGAGGUCGGGUGGUUUUUGCAGACAAUGCUGACGGCUCCAAAAACAUAACCCUGAGAACACGUCACAUCCUCAUAGAAGAUGGCGGAGCCCUUCACAUAGGCGCAUCUAAAUGUCGCUACCGUUCACGUGCCACCAUCGCCCUUGUGGGCCGCUCUGAUGACAAGGCAGUCACUGAAGUGCCCGGCCUGGGUCGCAAGUUCAUAGGCGUCAUGGGCGGCGGGACUCUGGAGCUACAUGGUACUGAGAGAGUUUCCUGGUCUCUGCUGACCCGAAGUGUCCCAGCCUCCGGUCUAGUCACUGGGGGUUAUGCCUUCCAACGGAACUUCAGCCGAGGCAUCAACUUGCGCGUGGUGGACCAGGACACAGCUGCUGUGCUGUUCUCUGAACGCUAUGACACACAUGACUCCCGAAAUGACAGUCGCAGGCUAACGCAGUUGCUGCGGUCUCUGCCAGAAGGUCGCAUUGUCACACUUGCUAUCGGAGACUCGGCUGUCAAAAGUCUUCUAGAUGAAACUAAGAAGGCCUUGGAAGAGAGGCUAGGCAGCACCUUUGUCAAUGAUCUCAAAUACAGACAGGCUUGGGCUUUGGUCUCGGUGGUAGGCGGCGGUAACGCAUCAUGCUCAGAGGACGUCAGGGAACAUGAAAACCAUGACACGGGAGGGAGGGCUCUGGCGAGACGGAACUUCACCACUGUGGACGGGGUAGGCUUCUCAGUCACCGCCUACAGCGAGUGGAAGAAUGGUUUCCCAAUCUCAGGCUUCCAGGUGGAUGCUGUGGACCAGGUGGUGCUGAAUCUGCAGGAUGAAGUGCAGCAGACCUGGCGACCUGGAGAUAAGAUUGUAGUUGCCAGCACAGACUACUCCAUGCACCAGGCUGAAGAGUUCACCUUGUUGCCCUGCCCUCACUGCACCAGCAGGCAGGUCAAGAUACAAGGGAAGCCUCAAUAUAACCAUUUUGGAGAGAUCGUAGAUGGAGUCGACAUGCGUGCUGAAGUGGCUCUGCUCUCCAGAAACAUUCUCAUUUAUGGAGAAAUGGAAAACUCGUGCUAUGGAAACAACGCAUGCCAGUUCUACAACCACGACACCUACGGAGGCCAUGUCAAGAUCUUUGGUAACUUCUCAUCAGUGCAUCUUUCCCACGUGGAGCUGAAGAACAUGGGACAGCAGGGCGAGAAGAGCCGCUACCCACUCCAUUUCCACAUGUGCGGAGAUGUUGACCAGAGAGGAGGCUACAGGGAGCCCACCUACGUGGACGGGCUCUCCAUACACCACUCCUUCUCCCGCUGCCUCACCAUCCACGCCACCAAUGGUCUGCUGGUGAAAAACACUCUAGGCUAUGACACCCUGGGUCACUGUUUCUUCCUUGAGGAUGGGAUUGAGCAGCGUAACACUUUCUACCACAACCUGGGCUUGCUAACUCGACCUGGGACUCUGCUGCCAACCGACCGCAAUGAGACGGCCUGCAUCAGCAUAAAGGACAAAGUCUACAAAGGCUACACUCCCUCACCCAGCACAGAGUGCAAGGCCGUUUCAACAUUCUGGAUCGCCAACCCCAAUAAUAAUCUCAUCAACAAUGCAGCUGCUGGUUCUCAGGAUGCUGGCAUAUGGUUUGUGUUCCAUAGCUCAUCUACCGGAGACUCUCAUGGGCUGGUACCAGAGACCAAGGCAGAGCUCACUCCCCUGGGGAUUUUUUACAACAACCGUGUACACUCCAACUUUAAGGCAGGACUGUUCAUUGAUAAAGGAGUGAAGACCACAAAUGCCAGUGCUGCAGACCCCCGGGAAUACCUAUGCCUAGACAACAGCGCCAGAUUCCGGCCACACCAGAAUGCUGACCCCAGGAGUCCUCGAGUAGCGGCAGUCAUUGACACUCUGAUCUCCUUCAAGAACAACGACUUAGGAGCAUGGAUUCGGGGAGGUGACAUCGUCAUCCAGAGCUCUGGCUUUGCAGACAAUGGAGUGGGAUUAUCCUUUGCCAGUGAUGGCAGCUACCCUAAGGAUGAAGGCUCCAGCCAGGAGGUGACGCAGUCUCUGUUUGUGGGUGAAAGCCGAAACAGAGGGACCAAUGGAGGACAGAAUAAAUACUGGGGCAUCGGAGGGACUGAUGCAAAGAUGAGGACACUACCAAGAAACAGGACGUUCCCAAUCCGAGGCUUCCAGAUAUAUGAUGGGCCGGUGCGGCUCACGCAGAGUACAUUUCGUGGAUUUAUGCCAACACCGGAGCGUUAUACAAGUGCAGUGGGAUUCAACCUGAAGAACACGUGGCAGCUCACCCCACGUAACAACCUGUCAGAGCUCAGCUUCCACUCCACUGUGGGUCUGCGUACAUUCUUCGGUCGCCCUGGGCAGUGGUUUGAAGAGAAUGACCUGGAUGGGGACAAAAACUCCAUCUUUCACGACGUGGACGGGUCAGUAACAGGCUACAGAGACACCUAUGUCGGCAGAGCAGACAAUUACCUGAUCCAGCAUCCUGGAUGCGUGAACGUGUCCCAGUGGAGUGGAGUGAUCUGCAGCGGCCGCUACUCUCAGGUGUACAUCCAGACCCAGGGAGCCCCCAGCCUCAUUUUAUCCAUCAGCAGAGAUGAAUAUCCAUAUGCUCCUCUGGUACUGAGAGGGAUUAACAGCCAGGGGGCGCCAUCCCAGCAGUACCAGCCCAUCCUGAUGAUGAGCAAGAGCUACACUCUGCACUGGAGCGGUCCGGCUCCCAGAGAGGUGGUCCUGUCUCUCAUCAACUUUGACAAAGAUGACUGGGUGCUGGUGGGACUGUGUUACCCAGCAGACACCACAUUUCAGAUCAUGGCUGACAUCAACGAUAGGCAAAACAACACCUUUGACGACCUCACAGACUACGGCACUGUUUCAUCCUUCGCAGAGCUGCAGAAGAGGCCGAUGGAGAGGAAAUACUACUUUGACCAAACCGUUGGCUUGUUGUGGCUCUACCUUCGAGCUCGGCAUGGUCGUGAUGGUCACAGUUACUGUUCAGUAAAAGGCUGUGAAAGAGUGAAAGUAAUGGCCACCACAUCCUCCAAACAGACCUGUAACUGCUCAGCCAAGGCCUACCCCAAGUACUCCAAGACACCCUCAGCAGUGGUGCCUAUGCCAGCUCUGAACACACAGCCCUGUAAAGGCUGCGGUGCCAAACAGCUUGUGUUUUCCAGCGAGCCAUGGACCUCCUACCUCCAGACACAAGUCAAGUCUCUGAGCAGCAAAGAGCAGCAGAGAGGAGAUAACCGCUCCUUUAUCACUGUGAAUGAGGUGAACAUGCCCUUCUCUCAGCCUGGGUAUUUCCUGGUCUCAGUGGAUGCCUGCUCUGGGAAAGUCACCAAGAAAACCUCAUUCGCCAAGAUGGAUGCCAAGAUGCAGCAGUACUUAAAAACUGGAAUACCAAAGAGGUCAAUGGUGCUCCUGGCAACACGAGGUCAACCUGAAGGCCUGGUUGAUGUUGCACCAUAUCUGGUCUCUUUUGGUUUGGCCAAAGCUGCUGAUCUGCAUAGUAAAGAGAGUCUGGCACUUUGGGGCUUCCAUGGUGGCUCUUCACCCCCCCCUUGGGUGUCGCUACAAGCUGGGCAGGGGGACGAGCUUCUUGGGCUGCAGGAGCGGUACUUGCCCCUGAAUUUGGAGGCUUACGGCUGUACACCUGCAACUCAAACUCGUAGAGACCUGGAGCUCCUCAAAAAAGCCACGGGACUACAAUGACCAAUGUGAACUACACAAGUGACCUACCCGAAAAACACUCUUGCACACAGAUACACAAACACACACAACCAGCUGAUGAAUGUGAACUGCUGAACCUUUAAUUUAUUUACAAUGGCAAAGAUGUUUACCGAUUUCAAGUGGAGAGAAGGUAUUUUAAUUUUGAGCGGGGUGAGUAUUUUUGUGAUUUUUGUGUGUGUGUAUGUGUAAGUAUGCCUUUGGGCGGUUGAGUCAAUGCACUUUCCUUUUAAAGACACAACUUGCCUUAUCAGCCAAAGUGAUCAAAUGGAGCUUUAUAAUAACUCAGUUGUAAAUCUUUGACGACAGGAAGACACAAACCCGAAGCAACCUUUAACAUCUACCGAGCAAUGUGAUUAUUUAUUAUGUAGUAAAUGAAAACAGAAUGAAUUGAAUUAAGACUGAGAGCAGAACACAAUGCAUUAGAUACACACAGGCCAGGAGGAAAUUAUGAAAAUAAAUUGCAUUGUCCCUGAAAUGAGAUCCUGUUUGAUUAGAACAGAUGAAUGAGAUGGAUUAGAUGUGCUCAGGUCAAAGGGAAAUAAUGAACUUACAUGCCAUUGUACCUGAGGAUUAAAGAGCAAUAUUUAGCCAAAACUUGACAUGUAAAAACAGCUAGUGGAAUAGACAUAUUUUUUUUAUGAUUUGAUGUAAAUCAAUGUCAUAACAAGCCAUAUUGAUAUUACAUAUUGAAAUGGUUUUAUAGUCACAAUGUUGUUUGCAGUAAAAAGUCUGGCUAGUUUGCCUUCCGAACACAAAAAUGCAGUUAAAUAUAAAAGUUGCUACUAUGUAGACCACCAGACUCUUUUCCACCAAUCCUCACUCACAUCUUGUAGCUUUUUAGUUGACGUCUGUCACAACUGAAUCUUUGACUGGAAAACCUCCUCUGAUCAUCGUGCAGCUGUACAACUGAAGACUUUAAGCACCUUUUUUAUGGAUUCCUAUAUGGACUUACUGGAUCUUUUUAUCUCAUUUUUAUUUAUUUCUUCGCAGCAAUGGUGUCUCAAGUGCUGGCCACAUGUGCAGCACAAAUAUAUAUACAGUAUAUAUUUUCCUUUUGUUGAUUGCUCAAACACAAGUGAAUGUUUUUUUACCUUUCAUCUGCCUCAUUCAUGAUCUCUUCAUGUACAUUAUUGCCAAAUCCAUGUUUAGAUUCAAUACAGAAAAAAGGGUGUUUGGAUGUGAGCAGGGCUCCCCCACUGAGCGAUGAUAAGUAUCUUUCUUUGACUGUGUGUGUGUGUGUGUGACUGUGUGACUAUAUGAUGGAGAGAUCCUCUGGAGGAUAAUUACCUUGUUGCCUUUUAACCACUCUACUGUUAAAAAGAGCAAAAGAAUGAGAGAGAGAUGUUUCCAACCCUUGACUUUUGUUCAAUUGAUGCUUUGAAGAUGCACAACCAGAGAGUUCUUAAUGUUUUAAUUAGAAUUAGAAGUGAGCUGUGUAAAUUUGGUGUUGAUUGUUAUAACUCAUACUGUACAUGUAAUGUCAAACAGGUUGUCAAUAAUGUGUGUAUUUCCUGUCUCUGUUUUUUUUAUCAUGUGAAAAUAAAAUUUAGCUGAUUUCUUCCAUUUGUUAUGACAUUUCCAAUUAAAUAAACAUGUAUGCUUUGUGAUAAAA